Messenger RNA from Mesorhabditis belari, 312 nucleotides. The record is from the annotation of a GenBank genome assembly. Lineage: Eukaryota; Metazoa; Nematoda; Chromadorea; Rhabditida; Rhabditidae.
AUGGUCCAAGAAGGGUGGCCAAAUCGAGCGCGACGUGACCAGAAAGGGCUCCCACUCGCUGAUUUUCACCGCCGAUCUCAACCACCAGGGUGUCUACAUCUGUUCGGCGAGAAACAAAAUCGGAGAAGCUCGUCGCCAAACGAUCUCAAAGUCUCCGCAAACGGCAAUCAGUUGCAAGGGGAAGGAGUGAAACCGUGGAUUCGGACCGAUUUCGGAUAUUUGCCUGUACAUCGGGGAAACUCCGUGAACAUCUCGUGUCGUUUUGACGGAAAUCCCCGCCGAAUCUCGAUUGGUACUUCAAUGGGUACAGGG